UGCGCAUCUUCAAAUUGAUAAUGGCGCGUACCUAGGCGAAAGAAAUAUCAUAAUUUUGUUAAGAAUUAUCGUGCUACCCUUCAUCAUUAUCUAUCAAUCUUUUUCAUCUUCAUCUUCACAUCCCUGAAAAAAAAAUGGUUCCUCUGUUUUUCUUGUCCUCGCUGGCUCUUCUUCAUUCCUCUAUGAUUAGGGUUGAGGCUGCUUGCUCAUAUUCCCUAUUUUGCGGUGCAUCCAAGGCUGCGCGAAAACAGGCUGCUUUCGAGCGGCGCGAGGAAAUCGAAGAAGCAUUCAAAAAGGACCGGGAAGUGGUCGACACUUUGCGGCAAAAUGCGGAGGGUUAUCUCACUUUAUGGAAGUACUAAUAAAGUACUAGUUCGAAGACGUCGAGUGAAAGUAUAGCGAUGGAGGUGGAUCCACAAAAAGAACGGUAAGGUCACAGAUGUCCACCUCCUGGUGAUCUUCUAAUUUCUGGCUUACUUCAUUGGACAAGCGUUUGGGAGCAAGGGAACUUGGAGUCUGAUAUCCUUGAAGUCUCUGAUCGAGUGGCCCAGACCAAGAUCCGGGAAAUAAAUUUCACGCUGCUUACCGCCAAGAGGUCUUUGCAAUGGCUCACCUUCAAAUACGCGCUCAACAAGCCAGGGGCGAUCUGGACUCCGCCAAGGAGCUUUCAUUAAGCUGUCUGGAAACGCUAAUUCGUAUCGGUCUAUGUACUCAACUUAUCAUGUUCGAGCAGAGGCACAUCGUGGUCGUCUUAUCUUUAUCAGCAGUUGUAGAAGCCAUUGCUAUUCCUGCGAUGCAAACGCAAAGACCACAACCUAAGUUCAUACAAUCAAUUGAAGAAGGGUCGCUCUUACUUAUUUGGCGGGAAGUUCUAACAUGAAGAAGAAGAUUUCGCUAUGGUACAUGGCGAAUUGAUGCCGAAAGUCAAGCAGAAAGCCUUGAUGGAAACCGAGGCAAGGAAAGAAGCAGAAGCGCAGUAUCAAGAGGAACCAACGCCCACUAGGAGCGUGCUGCUCGCAUACAAGGACCCGUUGUACUAAACGUAUUCAAAAAUUUUGAUUUUCUUUGAUGAAGGAAGCUUCAAACUUGUGAUCAUUGCAGCAGGCAGAAGCACCAUUUAAAAAACCAAUGAAUUAUUAAAUCGCAACAUCAGCAUGUGAAAAUGUUUCUUCUGGUUGAUUCGAGGUCAUUCACAAGCAAUAUUAUUGUUCAACAUUGCAUUUGCAACUUCGACUUCAUCUACAGUACACCGAACCUCAAGGGUGAUUUGCUGACGAAGCUCCAGUUGCUGACGUUGCAGAUAACACGUCUUUUCUCGAGCUUUGAUGAAGCACAAAGAACGUGGGAAAUCGCGAGACUUACGACCGCUUACAAGGAUAAGACCGUGCUGCAGGAAGAAGCUGAAUUUGAUGAAGAGGACGGCUGCCAGCGCGCUGCCUUUGUUCCGUCCACCAUCAUGCCUCCCAACUUCGUCCUGCUCUCCUCUGGUACAGCUUCAUCUUCUGGCCCUCAAGCUUCGUCCACUGAUGCGUUAAUGUUGGGCGACAUUGACGUCAAAGUAGAUGGGCAUUCUCGAGGAGCCACCAGUAAAAAUACUAUCGCUUCCUGUGGCAACAACACGUGGCCUACGACGAGUACACAAACCACUCAUCGUCUUAUUGACGGGAAGGAGGUGUCUCCUACAGACGAGGAGCUAAUUCAAAACGCACGCGCGAAGCGCGUUCGUGUUGUAGAUUCCAACUUCGCUAAGGACGCGCAAGUUAUGUUGAAUACAACAAGUUCGAGUCCCGUCCGUCCCUCUGAUGUGCACGUACGUCUUCGCCGAUGUAGUUUGACAAUAAUAGAAAUUUUUAUAUAUUUUCCAGGGCGCGGGGCGACGCCCCCCCCCCGGGCGCCCUGGCCCCCUUUUUGAGGCGUCUGCCCCGGGGGAAGGCCUCGAAAGGGGGCCAAGGGGCCGCCCCCGGUCCCUUCCAGGAGCUUUGUGUCCCCUGGAGGCCUGGGAAGUAGGUGGAAGGCCUCAAGGGGGGACCAAGGGGCUGCCGGCUUCUCGUUUGCAUGUACCCUACAGACUGGAGGGGGUAGAUGGUGGAAGUGCGCGGUUGGUCUUCAGGUUCCCCCCCUCCGCUCCCUUCCAGCUGCCUGGCUGUGUGUUCUCUAGGGGCCUCCGAUGGUGGUGGGAGGCUUCAAAAGGGGCCCAAGCAACCGCCUGCGCCCCCGUUCAGGUGCCUGCCUGUGCCCUCAGUGCAUCCGCUAGGCCUCGCCGCCGCAGCAGUGCACCGGCAACGGAAGGCCUCCGAAGACGGCAAAAGGCGAGGGGCGGGACCCCCUGAGCCGUGCCGCCUGUACCCUCCGGGCCCUUGGUCAUCGGCUUGCUUGCUCUUGCGACCGUGGCCGUGGCCGCCUCGGGCGGCUUUUUACCCCGGAGGCCUCCGCCUCCUGCCUGCGAGGGUCAGCAGAGGCCAGGCGGCCCCGUAGGAACACGCUGAGAGGCCCAAGGGGAGGAAGGCGCGAAGUUUUGACGCCUUCCACCACUAGAAUCCGCGAAAAAUCCGCGCGGAAAAGGCCACCACAGACCAGACCACAGGGGAGGGAGGGGGGGGGGGCGCUCGGCCUUGAGUCAUAUAUGAUCCAGGGCUUGGGGCUGCCGGGGGUGGCAGGCCUCAAAGGUAGGCCAGGUGGUCGCCUUCGCUCCUUUCCAGGUGAUUGGCUCUCCUUAGAGGCCUCCGACGUAAGUAGGUCGCAGGCCUCUGAAGGCGGCAAAAGCCGAGGGGCUGGACCCCCUGUGCCGUGCAGCUUGUUCCCUCCGGGCCCUUGGUCAUUGGCUUGCUUGCUCUUGCGACCGUGGCCGCCUUCGGCGGCCUUUUACCCCGGCGAGGGAGCUCCUGCCCGCGAGGGUCGUCAGCAGAGGCCAGGAGGCCCCAAAGAAAGGAACCGGCUGAGAGGCCCAAGGGGAGGCCCGCGCCAAUUUCGGGCGCCUUCCCCCUCUAGAUUCCGCGGCGGAAAAGCGUGCGCGCGCGCCACCACAGACCAGACCACAGGGGGGGCCCCGUCUAGCCCUAAAUCAUAUAUAUGCACCGCACCAGGGAGGGAGGCCCCCCCCCCUGUGGAUAGAUCUUUGGUGGACCACGCCAGAGGGGCCCCGCCUUGCCAUCUUUGCCCGGUCUGUAGGGUUGGGCACAUGCAACGUGACAAGAGGGCCCAGCCUUUGCCACCUUUGCCAGGUCUGUAGGGUACAAGCCACAAGCCAGCGGGGUCCUGCUGCCUUGUGUCCUUUGCCAGCUUCAGCGUCCUCCGGUUUCGGGCGCUCUAGGGUACGGGCAAGAAGCGGGAAGGGGUCAGAAGUGGGCGCUUUGAGGCCUUCCCGCCCGGCAGCCCCUCGGAAAGAGGGUCCGGGGCUGGGAGGCCGCCCCCCUCAAAAAGUUAGAUCGGGGGGGGGCCUUCAGCCUUGAGCCUUGGAGCAUAUAUAUGCUAUACUAGUUCACCCCUAGAAAUAUCCGCCACGGCCAGGGCGACUUCGUUCUCCAUAAGAGCAUCACCAACGCACCCCACCUCCACAAGAAGAAUCGCUAAGACAAAGACGAAGCAAGUUCUCGCUCUACAAGCCAAUGCAGUCAAUGCCGCAAAGAACGAGAUGAAGAGCAUGAUCGUUGCUGCCAAUCAGGAACAAACGCAACAGCUAGUCAAACUGCUCAUACACAUGCACGGGCAGCAAAUGGACCAGUUUAUGACUUCAUCACAUUCACCAUCAGAAGUAGAUCAGUAAUUAUAUGACGCUAGAUCAUCCACAUCCUACGGGUGAUCUAUUGCGCAUGUCCGAAUCAGGGUCUUCUUCAUCUGGAACUACUGGCGUCAUAUUUCAUGUCAACUAACAUCAAGAGCAUGCGAUACCUAAGAUCCCCAAGUAGAAGUGGACCCAGGACUUAUUCAAUCUCAAUAUGGGCAUAUUCAUAUUCAUAUAGUUGAACAAGAAGAAAGGAAAGUAAAUAAAGGCUUUUUCUAACGAUGUGAAAGGAGCGAAUCUGAAUGCAGAGGAGCUGGAGAGAAAGCAGACCGAGGCUUUCGCGAAGCUGGAGGAGUCGUUGGCUGCGAUCGACGUGAAAAUCGAAAACGUCAACGGUGAGCUGCAGCUGAUUAAAGAGACGGCGAACGAGAUCAACAGCCGCGUAGAGAAAGCCGUCAUCAAACUAGACGAGAUGGAUAAGAAACUCGUUGAAGUUGGAGGCAAGUUGGAUCGCAUGUCCUGGCUUCAACGAGUGCAAAACGCACUGGGAACAACGAUGUUUACCGCGAUCAUCAUCCUGGCGGUUAUUGUCUUGUUGUGAAACUGAGAGCUCUCUCUCGAAGUCGAAUGACGCACCUCCAUGCAUAUGAGUUGUUAACUUUUUCAAUUGAGCACUGAGCAGGAAGUCGAAAUUACUUACGAACUUGAUAACUCUAAUGUCGAAGCUCGUGGAGUAGUUGUUGCAUACUUGUUGCUACUUACUUAACGAAUUUUCGCAUCCGUUUCUUUGAGCCACUGCCACAGUUGCCCGAGAAAUAUCUUUUUUUGAUUUGCGUCUGCGCUUCCUUAGGUAGUGGACCUACGGGCUAACGUGUAACAGAACUAGACCGGGACCGCCCGCUGGAGUUGUAACUUUGCGAGAAUACAGAUUUGUCCUGCUUGAGCACUGCUUUCGAUUGAGAACCAAGAGUCUCAUCAGCUGUCUGCAACAUGUACUACACGUAACACAAGUGAUCACAUGACUGAAAUAAGCUUGAUGCCUUACGUUCUUUUUGAUUUAUGAUAACAUAUAUAAGUAUCGUUUCUACUGGUUAUAGCAAGCUGCUACAGUUUUGGGAAAAACUACACGAAACUACAAUCAGUUCGAGCGCGAGCGGCGCAAAGCUGACCUGCAGGGUCUGCGCAGACCACCAGCAUGGCUGGCCUUUUAUGGGGCGAUGAUCAUACCAGCAUCAGAGGAAACUCAAAAUUUUCAAC
Messenger RNA from Amoebophrya sp. A25, 4978 nucleotides. The record is from the annotation of a GenBank genome assembly. NCBI's taxonomy places the organism in Eukaryota, Dinophyceae, Syndiniales, Amoebophryaceae.